CACUUGCACUGCAUCUGCAUCUUCUUCUUUCCUUUGGAUCUUUUAACGCCAACAAUCCAAGCGCUCCCAGAGUGCCAGUCCCCAUGCCGUGCCGUGCCGUGCCUCGCCGGGCUGUUCGGUGUUUUUUAAUCCUGUCCUUAUGAUUCGGAUCCCCCCUGCCUGCUCCCUUUUGCCGGGUCACUCACGUGCUCUCGUCAAACCGCUGUCUCUCGUCCAGUCGUGGUCAAAGCCCCAGUGCCUCCAAGCCAUCCUCCUCCUAUCUAGCUAGCCAGUGGUAGUCUCCAUUGCCGCACACACUUGAAGAGGGCAGCUGAGCUCCAUAAACCCUCUCACGAAGUUGUCUUGGCGGGUUGAUCUUUUGGCUGUGGGUGUAAUGGAGCUGGGGCUGAGCCUGGGGGAGGCUCCGGCCGUGGCGGAUGCCGGGAGGCCGGCGCCGGAGCUGGUGCUUGGGCUCGGGGUCGGGGCCGGGAGGGGAGGAGAUCAGGAGGGCGAUAAGCGGAGGAGGGAGGCGGCGGCGGGAGCGGGAUGGUGGGCUGCGGCCACCGCCGCCUCGCCGGAGCCGUCCGUGCGACUCAGCCUCGUCUCGAGCCACGGGCUCCGGUGGCCUUCCGACACUGGGCGUUCGGAAGCCACGGCGCGGGGGUUCGACGUGAACCGAAUGCCGUCGGUGGCGGUGGGGACGGAGCUGGAGGAGGAAGAAGAUGACCCGGCCGCGGCGGCCGCCUUGUCUUCUUCGCCCAACGACGACAGCGGCGGCUCCUUCCCGUUUGACCUCUCCGCGCACGGCGGCCAUCUGGGCACUAGCGAGGCGGCGGCGGAGGCGGCGCUGGCCGGCGGUGGCGAGCGGUCGUCAUCCCGCGCGAGCGACGACGACGAGGGAGCGUCGGCGCGCAAGAAGCUGCGCCUCUCCAAGGACCAGUCCGCGUUCCUCGAGGAGAGCUUCAAGGAGCACAGCACCCUUAACCCCAAGCAGAAGGUGGCGCUAGCGAAGCAGCUGAACCUCCGGCCACGCCAAGUCGAGGUCUGGUUCCAGAAUCGUAGAGCCAGGACGAAGCUGAAGCAGACGGAGGUGGACUGCGAGUACCUGAAGCGCUGCUGCGAGACGCUGACGGAGGAGAACCGGCGGCUGCACAAGGAGCUCUCGGAGCUGCGCGCGCUCAAGACGGCGCAGCCCUUCUACAUGCACCUCCCGGCCACCACCCUCUCCAUGUGUCCUUCCUGCGAGCGCGUCGCCUCCAACCCCGCCGCCGCCGCAUCCUCUUCCGCCUCCAAGGUCAUCAGCAAGGCCGCCGCCGCGCCCGAGCAGCGGACCUCCUCCGCCUUCGCUGCCCUGUUCGCCUCGCCCCGCGGUGGCUUCCCGCUGGCCGCGCAGACGCGGCCGCCGCCACCGCCGGCGGCGAGCAACUGUUUGUAAAUACCCGCCGUUGUUAAUUUGGUUGGUUCUCGUGAGAAUUUUUGGAUGCGGAGAAGCGAUGUUGCUUCGGUGGGAUUAAUUAACCCGGAUUUGUUGUUUAGCCAGCCAUCUCUUUGUUUUUUAAGACCAGAAGAUGGAGAGUUAACCCGUUGAUCCAUGAUCAUUGCCGCCUAUAAAAAUGAACAUUGUUACGAGUAGAAA
Messenger RNA from Brachypodium distachyon (stiff brome), 1615 nucleotides. RefSeq names its product homeobox-leucine zipper protein HOX27. Bases 374 to 1414 code for a protein of 346 amino acids. Gene Ontology annotation, molecular function: DNA-binding transcription factor activity, RNA polymerase II-specific; sequence-specific DNA binding. NCBI's taxonomy places the organism in Eukaryota, Viridiplantae, Streptophyta, Magnoliopsida, Poales, Poaceae. Gene Ontology annotation, biological process: regulation of DNA-templated transcription. The record is from RefSeq and is a predicted model, not a curated record. The transcript is spliced from 4 exons.